GGCUCAGUUUUUUCAAAUCCCCAAUCGGCUCUGGCCAGAAAGUAUCGGCGUGUACAUUGAAAUCCGUAACACAGAGAGGCAAAAUCACAGCUCAAAAUUCCCCAAUCAAACCCUCCAUUUUCAAAUUUCUUUUGGGUCCUUUCAAUUUCACAAAAAUAGCAAAAAUAUAAAUAAAAAUAACAUCGAAAACCAAACAGUAAUGAAAGGCAAGAGAAAAGCAGUACCAAAAGCCGGAGCAGCAAAAACCAGCUCAAAUACGACCACGUUUAGCACCGAUUCAUCUUCAAUGGACAUGAUGUUGAUGAUGAUGGACGAUCAACAGUCUAACAGAAACAUACUAGACGCCGCUCUUCCGGGCGGCGUCAGCGGCGGCGGUGGCGGUGACAUUGUUAUUCGCGACGAUAAAUUGAAAGAAGAUUGUGGUUUUAACAGUAGCUAUAGUAAUAAUGAAGACGGAGAUGAAGAAGAAGAAGAUGAUUAUGAAGGAGAAGACGGAAAAGGAGAAGAAGAGUUAGUAGAAGAAGAUGUGCGGCCGAAGCUGGACGAGGGUUUUUACGAAAUUGAGUUUAUUCGUCGCAAAAGGGUUCGAAAGGGUCAGCUUCAGUAUUUUAUAAAAUGGAGGGGCUGGCCGGAAACAGCUAACACCUGGGAGCCUUUAGAGAAUUUGCAGUCGUGUUCUGAUGUUAUCGACUCUUUUGAAGAGAGUUUGCAUUCUGGUAAAUCUUCACGAAAGAGGAAGCGGAAAUAUGGGGUUACUCAUACUCAGCCCAAGAAGAAGCAGUCACGUUCUUUUGCUGGCCAUAAUGUAACAGGUCUUGACAUUGGUGUUGUUGAUAAGCCUUUGCCCUCUGCUUCUUUGGAUAACACAAGCUCUGCCAAUCCCAUCACAUGUUCAGGUUUUGAAGAAGAAGAUAAUGUACAUGUUAGUGUUGUCAAAACAGCAAAGAAAGCGGAUGAUAAUGGGUAUGUGAAUGGAGCAAAACACAAUAUAGACGAGAAAGAGGACACUGAAUAUGAUCCAAAGCUUAGUGAGCUGAAAGGAAUAAUUUCAACGAACGAUAUUAAUGCUGAUAAUAAGUUAGCAAUAAUAAAUUUUGAAGAAGGUAAUACUCCAGGAGCUGUUGGCGGUACAAAUGGGAUUUCCAAGGCUGAUUAUGUAGAUAAUGUUCAAAACAGUCGUCAGAUAGGUGCUAAGAGAAGGAAGUGUGGGUCAGUAAAGAGGUUCAAAAAAGAAUUGGCCAUGUCCGAACCAGUUUCCUUGCAGAGUUCACCUUUUUACUUGGAAUCUUCACCGCUAAAUGUCUCUGUUGGCCUUGGUGGGGCAGCUUCACCAGGAUUUGAAAAUGUGGGUUUAACAGAGAGUAAUGCUGGCUGCAAGCCAGUGGGUGCAAAUUCUAUAACCAUCACCAAGAUCAUCAAACCAAUAGGCUUUUCAGCUUCCGUGAUGAAUGAUAUUCAAGAUGUAUUGGUAACAUUUGUGGCAAUCAGGUCUGAUGGGAAAGAAGUCAUAGUAGAUAAUAGCUUUCUUAAGGCUAAUUAUCCACUGCUGCUGAUUGACUUUUACGAGCAACAUCUCAAGUACAGUACAUAACUGGUUGGAGAUAAUAUAAGGAAAGUGAGCAUAUGCAGAGCUGCACAAAUCGUUUCUGUAUUUAUUUUUUUGUCUCUGUGCAGUAGUAAUGUAACUCUUUAGUUUGCAGGUGAUAGUGCAGGAUGAUUAAUGCUGUCUUGAUGCAGUAAUAUAAUUUAGCUAUAGUCUAUAUGUAUCUCACCCGGUACCCUUUUGUACCAUUAUGUAUUAUGUAUUUCAGCUGCC
Messenger RNA from Mercurialis annua (annual mercury), 1816 nucleotides. RefSeq names its product chromo domain-containing protein LHP1. Gene Ontology annotation, biological process: heterochromatin formation. Bases 200 to 1591 code for a protein of 463 amino acids. The record is from RefSeq and is a predicted model, not a curated record. NCBI's taxonomy places the organism in Eukaryota, Viridiplantae, Streptophyta, Magnoliopsida, Malpighiales, Euphorbiaceae. The transcript has 6 exons. Gene Ontology annotation, cellular component: nucleus.